CAUACGAGGGUUAGGAGAUCAGAACGCGGCACGCUCUCUAGGCGCGCAGACGAUACCGCAUUUUCAGAACUCCGUUAGCUACGCGGGAAACCACGGCAGUACAAUGCUAUCGAUUCGUCAACUGAUUUUCUUGCUGAUACUCAACUACUCGCAUCGGGCCUUAUGUGCGCCGGUGGCCCAACAUUCAGAAACGAACGACGCCUCGGAGAAUAAAACUGAUUUGCCGGUGGAGCAGUUGGAAAAAUUGAAAACGGCGGAUUCGAGUGGAGAUGGUGCUGGGAUCGGAAGCGCACACGUUGAAUUCCAUAGCCUCGAUGCCAUAAAAGCAAACGGCGAGCUUGUAUCUCGACUAGAGCAACACGCUUCGGCUGACUCGGUGAACGGUGAGAAACCACGGGUACACGCUCAAGCCCAGCUGGACGUGCCUUCGGAAGGUGUUCACCGCGUCCUCGAAAAUGACGGCUCUCAUGUCAGCGUGCAUGACGUCACAUCACCUCCAACGGCAGCAGCAGAUGAGGUUACUCCUAAGGUUUUUCACGGAGCAGCACGCCUUAUCCAGCCAGGCUCGGCAACCAGCGCGCCCCAGGGCCACACCGCAGCGCGCCGUGCUCUCAAUCCAGCUCCUAUUAAUCAAGUGGAACACUUUUCACCGGCGAACACAGCAGCCGGUGUCCAGUACACGCCGAUGGAGAUGGCCGAAUACGUGUUCUGGACCGGAGACGAGCGCGGCGUGACCACCGCCAUUGAAGUCUUCUUGCAGGAGGGAAUGAUGACGAAGGAAGAAGCUAUAUCUUUCUUAGAAGAAAUCAAAUUCAAUUUGGACUAUCUCCGCGCGCACUACGCGCAGAACAUGAAGGCUGCAGAGGAGAACGCUCACCAGGAGAAACUCAGGAACAUGCUCCUAGAACAGGUCAAGGAUUACCAGUACCGCGUUCCAGUGGUCCAGUCCUCGUUCGGAGGUAACCACGCGCGCGGCUGGGAGCUCGGCGCCGGCGCCCCCCUGGACCCCGUCAAACGCGCCUACGACCCGAUGCUCCAGACCAACAUUAUCAGCACAUCGGACUACGACCGCGACGGCCAGAUCAUCACCGAUGAGGAGUACGAGGAGAUGAUGGACAAACUGAAGGCAGCUGAUACUCUGUACACGGAAUACACUCUCGAGGAAAUCAUCUACCAGCUCGCCAAGAUGAUGUUCUCGCAGUCUCUGUCCCGGGACCCCGCGUCUGCGCGCGCCGCCACGCAGCGCUUCAUGGCGUUCCUAGAGCUGGAGGCCGAGCGGGGACAGCUCUCCCGGACCAUCGAGAAGAAAGUGCUCGAUGUCAUGAUCGCUGCUUUGACGGACACGAUCGGCGAUCACCCGGAACUGCUGCAGGCGCACGAUUCCAUCGGCGUGAGCCCUGGGAACAGGCUGAUGCGGCAGUUCCUGGAGACGAGUGCAUCGGAGCCGGGCAUGUCGCGCGCCAUACUGGCCGCCUACAAGGACGAGUUGCUGCGAGGACCGCCGCGCGCCCCGUACGAGCGGAACUAAGCGGCCGCGCCCGACGCACUCACGACCUUAUCGUUUACUUUACCGUCAACGUUAGUUACAUCACUAGUCCUUUAUUUGUCUACGCCAGCGGUCGGGGAACUUUUUUAUUUUUUAUUUAUUUAUUUAUUUACGUACACACAAAAAAUAAGACAUAGUACAGAGU
Molecule: messenger RNA, 1691 nt
Organism: Bombyx mandarina (wild silkworm)
Lineage: Eukaryota; Metazoa; Arthropoda; Insecta; Lepidoptera; Bombycidae
Source: RefSeq, a predicted model, not a curated record